Messenger RNA from Scomber scombrus (Atlantic mackerel), 5280 nucleotides. It is a transcript of the gene clcn4, whose product is annotated as chloride channel, voltage-sensitive 4. Gene Ontology annotation, molecular function: voltage-gated chloride channel activity. The record is from RefSeq and is a predicted model, not a curated record. Bases 145 to 2454 code for a protein of 769 amino acids. Gene Ontology annotation, cellular component: synaptic vesicle; Golgi apparatus; early endosome. Gene Ontology annotation, biological process: transmembrane transport; chloride transport. Lineage: Eukaryota; Metazoa; Chordata; Actinopteri; Scombriformes; Scombridae. The transcript is spliced from 12 exons.
AACCGUGUUGUUUAUUUCCCCCUGUGUCUGGUUUGUCUCUCAAAAUCUGAAAUGUCCGAGAAAAGACGACUUUAAAAAAUAAGUUAGUUCAUUCAAGAAGAUACGCUUUCCAUCCGCAGCCGUUAGCUCAGGACGGACUGUAACAUGGAGGCAGCUGAAGGUUUGAGCAGUGCCACUCCCACCGAGGAGAUGAACGGGGCUGGAAACCUGAUGGACUUCCUGGACGAGCCUUUUCCUGAUGUGGGCACGUAUGAAGACUUCCACACCAUCGACUGGCUGAGGGAGAAAUCCAGAGACACAGACCGCCACCGCAAGAUCACCAGUAAGAGCAAAGAGUCAAUGUGGGAGCUGAUUAAGAGCCUGCUGGACGCCUGGUCAGGAUGGGUGGUGAUGCUGCUCAUUGGUCUCCUCUCAGGUACGCUGGCCGGAGUGAUCGACCUGGCUGUAGACUGGAUGACGGACCUGAAGGAAGGCGUGUGUCUGUCGGCUUUCUGGUACAGCCACGAGCAGUGCUGCUGGACGUCCAACGAGACAACGUUCGACGACCGAGACAAAUGCCCGCAGUGGCAGAAGUGGGCCGAGCUGAUGACCGGACACGCUGAGGGAGCUGGAGCGUACGUGUUGAACUACUUUCUGUACAUCCUCUGGGCUCUGCUGUUUUCCUUCCUGGCGGUGUCACUGGUACGAGUGUUCGCUCCGUACGCCUGCGGCUCAGGAAUCCCAGAGAUCAAGACAAUCCUCAGCGGCUUCAUCAUCCGGGGCUAUCUGGGGAAAUGGACCCUGCUCAUCAAGACGGUCACCCUGGUUCUGGCCGUGUCGUCGGGUCUCAGCCUGGGAAAGGAGGGUCCUCUGGUGCACGUGGCCUGCUGCUGUGGAAACCUCUUCUGCAGCCUCUUCUCCAAGUACAGCAAGAACGAGGGCAAGCGGAGAGAGGUGUUAUCAGCUGCAGCGGCUGCGGGAGUGUCGGUGGCUUUUGGAGCUCCUAUAGGAGGAGUUCUGUUCAGCCUGGAAGAGGUCAGUUAUUAUUUCCCUCUGAAGACUUUGUGGCGUUCCUUCUUCGCUGCUCUAGUCGCCGCCUUCACUCUGCGCUCCAUCAACCCGUUUGGCAACAGCCGCCUGGUGCUGUUCUACGUGGAGUACCACACUCCGUGGUACAUGGCCGAGCUGGUCCCCUUCAUCCUGCUGGGCGUGUUCGGCGGCCUCUGGGGGACGCUCUUCAUCCGGGCCAACAUCGCCUGGUGCCGCCGGAGGAAGACCACCCAGCUGGGGAAGUACCCGGUCCUGGAAGUAAUCGCAGUGACGGGUAUCACCGCUCUGCUGGCGUACCCCAACCCGUACACCCGCCGCAGCACCAGCGAGCUCAUCUCAGAGCUCUUCAACGACUGCGGCGCUCUGGAGUCCUCGCAGCUCUGCGAUUACGUUAACAACCCCAACAUGAGUCGACCGGUGGACGACAUCCCAGACCGACCGGCCGGGCCCGGGGUUUACAACGCUCUGUGGCAGCUCGCCCUCGCUCUCAUCUUCAAGAUCGUCAUCACCAUCUUCACCUUCGGCAUGAAGAUCCCGUCAGGUCUGUUCAUCCCCAGCAUGGCGGUGGGAGCGAUCGCCGGGCGGAUCGUUGGCAUCGCCGUGGAGCAGAUGGCGUACCACCACCACGACUGGAUCAUCUUUAAGAACUGGUGCCGACCCGGCGCCGACUGCGUCACACCGGGACUCUACGCCAUGGUGGGAGCCGCCGCCUGUCUGGGUGGCGUGACGAGGAUGACGGUCUCCCUGGUGGUCAUCAUGUUUGAGCUCACUGGCGGUCUGGAGUACAUCGUCCCUCUGAUGGCCGCCGCCGUCACCAGUAAGUGGGUUGCGGACGCCUUCGGGAAGGAGGGCAUCUACGAGUCGCACAUCCAGCUCAACGGCUACCCUUACCUGGACGUGAGGGACGAGUUCACCCACCGCACCCUGGCCACCGACGUGAUGCGGCCCCGCAGGAACGACCCUCCUCUGGCCGUCCUCACUCAGGACAGCACCACGGUGGAGGACGUGGAGACGCUGAUCAAAGACACGGACUACAACGGCUUCCCGGUGGUCGUGUCCCGAGAGUCGGAGAGGCUCAUCGGCUUCGUCCAGCGCAGGGAUCUCACACUCGCCAUCAAGACCGCCCGUCAGAAGCAGGACGGUGUGGUGAGCAGCUCGGUGGUCUACUUCACCGAGGACGCGCCGCAGUCACCGUCCAGCAACCCGCAGCAGCUGAAGCUGCGUCGCAUCCUGAACCUCAGCCCCUUCACCGUCACCGACCACACGCCCAUGGAGACGGUGGUGGACAUCUUCCGCAAGCUGGGCCUCCGUCAGUGUCUGGUGACCCGCAGCGGGCGUCUCCUGGGCAUCAUCACCAAGAAGGACGUUCUGCGUCACAUGGCUCAAAUGAUGAACCAGGAUCCAGAGUCCAUCAUGUUCAAUUAGUGAGCCUGACGAGCUUCACUGCGACGGUGUAAAUAGGUGAAACUGGUGCAAACGCUACUGUACUGCAACCUGUGAAAAGUCCCUCCACCUUCCCGACAGGCAAGUUCCCCACAACAGCAGCUCCUCUCCAUGUGUUGUUCAAUAUAACUGUUGCUGGAAUAUGUUUAACUCAAGGUAGCCAGUGGCAGAGAGGUUCCACUUUACUCAUAACAUUUCAAAAGAUUCACAGAAGAUUCAGCGUUUUAAAGACUGAAAAGAAAAGGUAGGUGGUUCAGGCCUCGAUCGGACAGAGCGCUUUUUAAGAGGUUGCACUAUGUUUUUUGUUAAAGCUACAAUAAUAAGAAAAAAAGAGCAGCAUCCUUUCUGCAUGUUUUCUGCUCAGAUCACGGUUGCUCCACUAGUUUGCUCGCCUCUCAUUUAAUCUUAUUGGGCAAUAGGAAGAAAGCUUUACUCUCUUUUAAAACCAUUACAAAAAGCUCUCUGUCUGAUCGGAGCCUCAAAAACACGAGCUGGUCACUUGUUGCCAUCAACGCUGAGAGUCGAGCAUGUGUUUUAAUGCUCGAGAGUGCCAAACUCUGGGUGUUGCAGCUGUUUUCAGCUUUUGGUAAAUCACUUUAGCAGCAGCAGCAGCAGCAGCAGCAGCCACAAUGCAGAUAUUUAUUUAAUGCUGCUGGUUUAGAUUUAAAACUGGAGGGAAAAUACUGAGACAAAGCUGAGGAAUGUAUGUAAGAGGAGCUGUAGUUAAGAGUCACAGGGUUGCUGCUCAGGCCUGCAGAGAGCACAUUAAUUCAUUUAAUAACAAUCAUCUCAUAAAGUCCCAAAGUCUGUCAGGAGAACUUCAGACGCUGCUGCUUCCUGUUUUUAACCAGCUGAGAGACGACUUGGAGGUAAAUGGUUCCAAAAAGGUGCGCUUGAUGAAAGAAAGAGUUUAGCUCCCUGAAAUCUUCUGUAAAUGUAGCUGUAGGUUGUGUGUUUAAUGCUUCAAUGCUUUUAAGUCAACAUUUAGAUCUUUACCUUUUUAAACUUCCACUUCUACUCUCCCCUGUUUGUCGCCAUGACGACACAGUAUCGUCUUUACUCGUGGUCUUGUUUGUCAUUGUCUGAUAAAGCAGGCGAGCACAGAUCUGAAUAUACACCGACAGUUUACAGCUGCUUAUUUAAGAUUAAAGGUACAAAACUCUAUUUCAAGCUCACCUUUAUGGAUUAUGUAAUAUUGAUUAGCUUCACAGAAAAUCUUAAAAAUCUGCUCUUAAGAUAAAAGUGGUGAAUGGGGUUGUUUUGGGGGGUUUUGUGAUAUUGAAGGUACUCGGGCAUCAAUGCUUUGAAAAAUGGGACCAGGUGAGAUCUAACGAGUUUGAAGUUCAUGGGCCCUGAAUCCUGAUGUUAUCCUAAAAACUCUGAUUUUAUUGUGGGACUGCUGCACUUUGUGUUUGAGCUUACUUGUUGUUGUUGUUUUUUUUAAUGUUAUGUAUUGCUGCCAUAUUUAUAUUAAUACAAACUGACAGAUCGAGUCAACACUAACACACUCAGAAAAGCUAAAUGUUUGUUUUUUUACUGUCGCAGCUCAGUGAAGAAAAAACUAACUGUCGGUACUGUUCAGAGGGUUUUUUAUUUAUUAAACUGUAUUAGGAGGUUUUUAAAAGCCUUAACAUCUGAUUCCAGUUAAUUCACAUUUCACACACUGUGUCAAUCAUCUCUGGCCUUUUAUAUUAAAAUGAUCCAGUUUAAAUUUGAGAAACACUUUUCUAGAGAUCACAUGUUAACUUAAAGACUUAAAUACUCCUGGAGAGCUGCUGCCCUGCAUGUUUUAGCUAUCUCCUCACUCUUAACAUACCUGUAUCUAUUAAUUAACUCGUUAUCAAGCCCUUGACAAGUUUUCUAAUGCUUUAUAAUGAGUUAAUGAUUAGAAUCAGGUGUUUUAAGGUUGGGGUGAUAGCUAGGACUCUCUCCAGUAGACGGACAUUGCUGGGAUUCCUGUCAGAGUAGAAACAAAAACGUCAGAACUAAAGGAACAAAUUUGGCCGUAAAUCUCUGAAUCUAAAUCUCUCUUUUUGUAUUUACGACCCAAAUAUUUCAGCACAGUGUGAAGAGACCUUUCUUUUUUGUUUAGAAAGCUUUCACAGUGGAGAAACGUUUCAAAACUGGAGGUAAAGUUGACAUUUCUGUUUCCAGCUUAAAUAACAAACCUGUAUCUCUGUUCAUGACCCUUAACAGCUGAGACUUUAUUGAGGCUGCAGAUUGAACCUGAAAUGAAGGAAAAUAACUGAAGUUGCUUGAAAAAUGAUCCAUUGAUAAAAUUUGACAAAACGAACAUUCCCGGCACUUAAAAAUACUGAAUAGAAAUCAUGAAAUUGUUGGUUUAGUUGUUGAGUGUUGCUCCUCGGCUGCACAUUUACUGUUUUUUCUUUUCUUUUUCAUUUCCUGCAUCGCCGCUAUUUGUUGUGGGUAAAAAAAAUAAAGCGGAUCAGCUGCUAACGUUUCAUAAAGACUGGAAACUUCAUGCAUCAAAAUGUAGAAAACACUCCAUGUCACUGAAGCUAAUUCUCCAGUAUUUGUUUUUAAAUGCCAACAGAAUGUAUUGAAAAGAUAACUGUGUGUAUGUGUGUAUAUAUAUAUAAUGAUUUAUUGCGGGCAUUUUUCUUUUUUAAUUUAAUUCUUUCUUUUGAAAUACACUAAUGUUAAGCUCUGGUUAUUUUUUACUUUUAACUCUAAAUAUUUAUCAGACGCAUCACUCGUACAGGAAAAGAAAAAAACCCAGAUGAUUGCACUUUUUUUGAUUUGUAAAUGAAGUCAUUGAAAAAAUAAACCUUUCAAUUUACCUUCAGA